CUUGGUGUUGCCAAAACCAAUGGAGCUUAUUUUGAUAUUGUGCUUGGUGGCGUCGACCAAGCGGAUACGCACGGUGCCAUUUGGCGCUGAUUGUGUAACAGGCACUGGUGAUCUGGCCAGUUUUUGGGGGAACAAACUUGGCGGCCAAUUUGAGCGCAACCAACAGGUCGGUUCAUCAGGGUCUCAAGCUCGGGUGAUUAUGGAUGGGUUGCACAAUCUGUAUGUAGAAUGCCAUUGGAUCGGAUGGUGAAAUGACUAGCACACCAUCUUCAAGGAACUCAAAGCAGCGACAAAAGCAACGGUAGCCUUGUGGCUGUGUUUGUUGGGGGGGGGAGGUCUGCUAACUCUGCAUUCAAUAUGAGUCUAAGUCUGAGUCCCCACAUACUCUUGUUAACACGCUAGGCAUACAUACUCCUCAGCGACAUAUAGGCCGCCCCAAAUGCGAGACUCUGGUUGGCACUGAGCACAACCUAUAAUGCAAGUAGUUUUAACAUCACAUAGUUGAUGCACAUGAGGAAUACGCUCUGAUUGCUGCCCGUUUGGUAAAAAAAAAGUAUAUAUAUGAAUAAGUGCAAUGCGUGACAAUAUCCGGUACAUGCAGU
This is a messenger RNA of Kickxella alabastrina, 602 nucleotides long. RefSeq lists its product as uncharacterized. The transcript has a single exon. The record is from RefSeq and is a predicted model, not a curated record. The coding region runs from base 20 to 250 and encodes 76 amino acids. Lineage: Eukaryota; Fungi; Kickxellomycota; Kickxellomycetes; Kickxellales; Kickxellaceae.